AUGGCUAGUGAAUUGAUCGACAAAAAGGCUAAUCAAAAUGAUCACGAUAAUAAUACCGAUAAUAAUGUUUCUAGUACUUUUAAAAUUUUAGAUUUUCUUCACUUUUGUGAACAAUUAAAGAGAACAAAACGUACAGGAUGGGUGGAUAAGGGAAUCAAAGAUCCUGAAUCUAUUUCAGAUCACAUGCACCGUAUGUCAAUACUGGCGUUAUUGCUUGAUGAUCCAACCUUGGAUAGGAACAAAUGUGUAAAGAUGGCAGUUGUACAUGAUUUAGCUGAAUGUAUAGUGGGAGACAUAACACCAUUUCAAGGCAUAAGUAAAUCAGAAAAAAAUCGUAGAGAAUCGGAGGCAAUGAAACAUCUGUGCAAAGAAUUACUUAAUGACUCUCAACAAUCUAAAGAAAUAUUUGAUUUAUGGCAAGAAUAUGAAGAUGGAAUUAGUAAUGAAGCAAAAUUUGUUAAAGAUUUGGAUAAAUUUGAAUUGAUACUUCAAGCAUUUGAAUAUGAACAAUCUCAAAAUAAAGAUUUAGAAGAGUUUUUUGAGUCAACAAAAGGAAAAUUUAAUCAUUCGCUUGUAAAAUCAUGGGUUGGAGAAUUAUAUCGCAAGCAAGUAAAGGUAGGUAUGGAUGUAGAUAAAAAAGAAAAAAUAGAAGAUGAUAUUGACGACAAGGAGGAUGAUUGGAUUGUGCAGCAAUCAUCGCAUAAAUGGAUUUAG
Molecule: messenger RNA, 714 nt
Organism: Entrophospora candida
Lineage: Eukaryota; Fungi; Glomeromycota; Glomeromycetes; Entrophosporales; Entrophosporaceae
Source: the annotation of a GenBank genome assembly